Lizanozyma spartinae is the source of this 771-nucleotide messenger RNA. RefSeq lists its product as uncharacterized. Gene Ontology annotation, molecular function: SNAP receptor activity; SNARE binding. Bases 1 to 771 code for a protein of 256 amino acids. Gene Ontology annotation, cellular component: SNARE complex; endomembrane system; membrane. The transcript has a single exon. NCBI's taxonomy places the organism in Eukaryota, Fungi, Ascomycota, Pichiomycetes, Serinales, Debaryomycetaceae. The record is from RefSeq and is a predicted model, not a curated record. Gene Ontology annotation, biological process: Golgi to vacuole transport; intracellular protein transport; vesicle fusion.
AUGGACCCCUUCAAUGACGUCAGAGACGAUGCCAAACACACCAUUGAUAGAAUAGAGAAGAUUUUACUACGAGCCAGUAAUGAUAUCACCGAAGAGAUAGAACAAGAAUACGAGAAUAACUUUCUGGAACUACAGGAGAUAUGUGAUGAUCUUUCACAAGCCCUUCUGUCGAUUGAACAUGAUCCCAGCCGGUAUGGAAUCAGUAUGAAUGAGAUAAAUAGGAGGAAACAGGAAGUUCUGAGUAUUCAAGAGAGAACUUUGGAGAUAAAAAAUAAAUGGCAGAGCUUAAACCAACAGUCAAACUCCAGACAACAUACCCAACAGCAACCGGCUGGAAAUGCCUUACUAGGCAACAGAAAGCUUCGUGAAGUCACUACCAUGUCAAAUCGAAUAAGUCAAGAGGGUUACGCUGUAGGAGAGAAUCCUUUUGACGAUUCUAAUAGAUUCCAUGAAGGUAAAGCAGCCGAAGCUAUGGACUCUUUCCAGUCACAACAAGUAAUGCAGGAACAAGACCUACAACUUGAUUCAAUACAUCAGACAAUGAUGAGUUUGAACCAACAAGCUAUGAUCAUGGGUGAUGAGUUGGAAGAUCAGGGCCAAAUGCUUGAUGAUCUUGAUGGAGAUCUUGAUCUCACUGGUAAUCGACUUCAAAGAGGAAUGAAACGAAUUGAGAUUGUCAUAGAAAAGAAUAAGGAAUGGUUUAGUGACAUUUGCAUUAUACUAUUGGUUGUAGCUUUGGUCAUACUUUUAUUGAUGUUGAUAGUAGUUUAA